AUGGGCGUGGCAUCCCCCAUAACGGCAGAGAGCUUGGUUGAGAUCGCAGACGAUCUCUAUAUCAGCAAACUUCUAUCAGGUGUCGCAGUCACAUGGGUCCUCUAUGACUGGAUCCUCGUUUUUGAAGAUGGUCUUCUUUCCCUUCGUCUGGUUGCACUUUACCGACGGCAACGACUUGUUAUUUGGUUCACUGGAGGCUUCUACUUUGUAACCUAUGCUGCGACUCUGGGGCUGAUUAUCGACGGCAUUCCACCCGUUGGGAAUUCCAUGUUCUACAGCAAAACUGUCAACAUGUGCUCUCCAACAGUAACGACCAAGACACUCAAAGCAGUGUUUUAUGCACCAGCAGGCUUUGAGAUCUUCCUCUUUGGUCUCACAGCAUGGUCCGUGCUAGCGGAUUCAUCGCUCAUCAUGGCCGCAGGUGGCAUCAGCAGUACUCCCUUUCUCACCGUAUUUUAUCGAGACGGUAUUCUAUGCUUUCUCGUCACCGUCGCUUUGCGUAUAUGGAACAUCUGGAUUUAUUUGACGCAGCAUGUUAGCACGUACAAUAUGGGCACACAACUGAUGUGGGCCGCCAACGUCGUUUUGAUCACUCGAGUCUAUAUGAAUCUAGUCUGGCUUGCCAGGGGUCCUAAACCCACGGAUACGCAUAUGGGCUUUAGUACGGAUUCGAACGAAAUCCAGACACGAGGGACGACUAACAUAUUCCGGAUGCGAAGACAAACGCAACAGCCCACGACCUCGUUUGGUAUUGAUACGAGCGAGAUUGGGACUCGGUAUCCUGGUGAGGUACCAGAUUUUCAGAUAUUGUCAUCAACAGAUGAGGUCGCAACGACACCUCGGAAACCUGACCUCGAGGGCGCGUAG
Molecule: messenger RNA, 867 nt
Organism: Serendipita indica DSM 11827
Lineage: Eukaryota; Fungi; Basidiomycota; Agaricomycetes; Sebacinales; Serendipitaceae
Source: the annotation of a GenBank genome assembly